CUUCUCCACCUCCAUUUCUUACUCUCAAUUCGGCCUUCGGUUCCCUUUUCUUCUCCAUCUCACACGCCGACUCUCUAUUCCAACUCCUCCAGCAGCCGACAAAGACCUUUCUCGUACAAAGUUAUCACUUUUUCCACCGAAGUUUGGGUCUUCUCUUUCCAGUUAUCAUGGAAGUUGAAACCGAAGAUAGAACAACGAUGAAUAGUAACAGCGUAAUGUGUCAGUUAACAGACCCAGAAGGUACUUCUUUAGGAGCUUCAAUGUUUCUUCCUCAAAGUGCCGGUCCCAAAGAACUACAACAGAUUGUCAAUAAGCUCUUAAACAACGAAGAUAAAUUACCAUAUGCUUUCUACAUAUCGGAUCAAGAACUAGUUGUGCAACUUGGGUUGUACUUGGAGAAAAACAAAGUUUCGGUUGAAAAGGUGUUGACUAUAGUUUACCAACCACAAGCAAUUUUCAGAAUUCGUCCUGUUAGUCGAUGUUCUGCGACGAUUUCAGGUCACACAGAAGCUGUACUAUCAGUUGCUUUUAGUCCUGAUGGACGACACUUAGCCAGUGGUUCGGGUGAUACCACUGUAAGAUUGUGGGAUCUGAAUACCCAGACCCCAAUGUUUACAUGCACAGGCCACAAAAACUGGGUUCUUUGUAUCGCGUGGUCACCUGAUGGCAAAUAUCUAGUUAGCGGAAGCAAAUCUGGAGAACUUAUAUGCUGGGACCCACUAACGGGAAAACAAUCAGGCAAUCCCUUAAGUGGACAUAAGAAAUGGAUUACUGGUUUAUCUUGGGAACCUAUACACCUGAACUCACCUAGCCGUAGGUUUGUAAGUGCUAGUAAAGAUGGUGAUGCACGUAUAUGGGAUGUUGUAACAAAGAAAUCUGUUAUUUGCCUUACCGGUCACACCCUUGCAAUAACGUGUGUCAAAUGGGGUGGAGAUGGUAUGAUAUACACAGGCUCCCAAGAUUGUACAAUCAACGUCUGGGAAACAACCCAGGGGAAAUUAAUUCGUCAACUAAAGGGCCAUGGUCAUUGGGUCAAUUCCCUUGCAUUGAGUACAGAGUAUGUUCUACGCACUGGAGCUUUUGAUCAUACUGGAAAGAAAUACUCAUCUCCAGAGGAAAUGAAGGAGGUGGCUUUGGAGCGAUACAACAAAAUGAGAGGCAAUGCCCCUGAAAGACUAGUGUCAGGCUCUGAUGAUUUCACUAUGAUUCUUUGGGAGCCUCAAGUUGACAAAAAACCCAAAGCUCGAUUGACUGGUCAUCAGCAGCUUGUGAACCAUGUUUACUUCUCACCUGAUGGGCAAUGGAUAGCCAGCGCCUCAUUUGAUAAGUCUGUUAAGUUAUGGAAUGGCACUACUGGGAAAUUUGUUGCUGCUUUUAGGGGUCAUGUUGGACCUGUUUAUCAGAUAAGUUGGUCUGCAGACAGUAGGCUUCUUUUGAGUGGUAGCAAAGACUCCACGUUAAAGGUUUGGGACAUUCGCACACAGAAGUUGAAGGAAGACUUGCCAGGACAUGCAGAUGAGGUUUUUGCGGUUGAUUGGAGCCCAGACGGCGAGAAGGUAGCCUCGGGUGGUAGAGAUAGGGCUCUAAAGCUGUGGAUGGGUUAAAAGAAUAACAUAAUAAGUAAGCUUCUAUAUACAAGUUUAUGUUCUGGUUUCAAAUUGUCUGCAGAAAUCUAUGAAACAUUUGUCUUUUUCUUUGAGUAAGGUUGAUUGAUGUGUUCAGUGAUGAAUACUGAUAAUUUUGUUUGUUUUCAGUUUAUUUAUUUUUCUUAAGAAUGCCAAAUUGAAUUAUUUAAUGUUUAGAUGAAUUCAAAUGAGACCUAAAGUUGAUUUUGUACUAGAAGUUUGACUAUACA
Messenger RNA from Impatiens glandulifera, 1855 nucleotides. Its product is annotated as notchless protein homolog. The record is from RefSeq and is a predicted model, not a curated record. Lineage: Eukaryota; Viridiplantae; Streptophyta; Magnoliopsida; Ericales; Balsaminaceae. Gene Ontology annotation, biological process: ribosomal large subunit assembly. Gene Ontology annotation, molecular function: protein binding. The transcript has 13 exons. Gene Ontology annotation, cellular component: nucleolus. The coding region runs from base 168 to 1604 and encodes 478 amino acids.